Messenger RNA from Myxocyprinus asiaticus (Chinese sucker), 6193 nucleotides. Its product is annotated as zinc finger protein 335-like. Gene Ontology annotation, molecular function: RNA polymerase II cis-regulatory region sequence-specific DNA binding. The transcript has 28 exons. Gene Ontology annotation, cellular component: nucleus. Bases 1026 to 5567 code for a protein of 1513 amino acids. Gene Ontology annotation, biological process: brain development; regulation of gene expression; positive regulation of neurogenesis. NCBI's taxonomy places the organism in Eukaryota, Metazoa, Chordata, Actinopteri, Cypriniformes, Catostomidae. The record is from RefSeq and is a predicted model, not a curated record.
CCUACACAUUUUUUACUUAGAGAAUUCAAUAUUUUAAAUAAGUAUUAAACCAAAUAAUUAGCGUCCAUAUUAAUCCGCGAGUCGCUCGCUGGUUUCAUCCUCUCAGAGGAAUAUAGUCCUCCGUUUCACAACAUUAAUUUACAAAACACUAAAAAAUUAGGCGAUAGGGGUAAUAUUCAUGUUUCCUUGCCAAUAGGUAAACCUUAAGAUAAACCGUGGUACAUUAUAAAUUAAAAGCGAACACGCGUUUCCUCACUCGUCUUUUCCCCUUGACGGAUAAAUGAGUUCCGGCCAGCUAUGAGGACAGGAAGCGAGGAGACGCUGAUGGCGCCCGACUAGAAAACACUAGCAACUAAUCGCUUUCGAACACCUAAUUUAUUUCGCCUCAUUCGCGAACGAGAGGAGCAAACAGUCGUCCAUCUACGGUAAGAAAAUUUCCUAGCUCUAAAUAGUGGGGCAAGUUAUUUAUAUAUACAAUUUGUUGCAUGGUGGGCAAAAGAAAACAUUCGGGCAGGCUGGCUGCUCCCUGCCCGUGUAGGCCCUCGAGGUCCCCGAGUCGUUCUUCAUAUCGCCUGAGCGGAAAAAAUAAUCCGAGAGCGGCGGGAGGGAAAAUGGCGCUGCGCAAGCAGGCAGGAGAAAGGGCAGCACAUACACACGCAUUUAUAGAGGGAUUGAAGCAAGCAAACAGUAGCCACUCAGUGCUGUGAAUAAUUACGUGUUUUAAAAUUAAAUGUAGUUAUAUUUUCUUCCCUUCAAAUUGUUGUAAAAGACGUUUGGUGGUAUUAAUGUUGGACAAUGACCCAAGCCGUGUACAAGCGGUUGUCCAUGAGAAGUUUGUGCUGGGAGAAAUGCCCAAAUCCUAGCUAUAUAAUGUGAGGUGUUGUGGUGGGGUGGGAUUAACAGUGUUUCACUGGGUGAAAUACAAAUGGUUUAGAUGACGUUUUAUUGUUUAUUAAGUGCAUUUAACGCAAAGUCCACGUUGUUGUCGGGCUGUUGUUCUGAGGACACUUUCUCACAGAGCAGAGAUGGACUCGGAGGACAUGGAGGUGGAGAGCAGCAGUGAUGUGGGACAUUCUGGGAUGGAGGAGCCGUCAGAAAGUGGCAUGGGCAUGGAGUCUUCAGAGGCCAUGUCUGCUGAUAGCAGUGAUGCGGCUGCUCCUGCCCAGGCCCCAGAAUCAGAUUGUCAUGUAGGACAGAGUUCUGAGGGACUUGUGGUUUUUAUACCAGAGACCAGCUCAAGCACAGAUGUGCGAAGAGUUCAUCUCCCAGACUCUUCCUCUGUCGCCCAAUCAACCAGUGUUUCUAGCGUCUCCACGGUGACACAAUCAGUCCUGGUGUCGGAGUCUGUCCAGGUCCUGGUGCAUUCCAGUGCUGUGUCUGAAGGAGGAAUGAUGAUUUCUGAUUCCACUGCUUCCACCUCCUCAGAUCUUGGCUCAGCUAUUGACAAGAUCAUCGAAUCCACAAUUGGACCUGACAUUAUGAAUGGAUGUAUUGCCGUUACGAGUGCAGAAGAUGGCAGCGCAGUGACAACGCAGUAUGUGAUACUUCAAGGACCUGAUGAUGGAGCACCAGUGGUUCCUCAGAUGUCUUCCUCUGCACUGUCGAGUCGCAUUGCCAUUGAAGCUCUUGCUGAUGGACCCACCUCCACGUGCCAGGAUCAAGCAGACCUAUCAGAUAACCCGCAGGGCAGCGUGGAACCCGACCAGCCUGGACACUCUGGUUACCGUGGACAUGAAGACGGCAGCAGUAGCAGCCAUCCAGACCAGACCCAGCACUCCCAGUACAUUGAGUGCGGUGAAGGAGAUGACUCAGACCAGACCAGAGAGGCUCGAUGCAUUGAGUGCUCAGGAGCAGAACCAGACCCAACCCCACGUCAUUCUGGGGUCACGAACUACAGCGUGGCCGAGUGCAGUGGUACGAAUUCUAGCCCUCAGAGAUGGCCGUUUUGUUCCUCACGCUACGUUGUGGAAUGCAGUGAUGGGUACUUGGAGUGCAGAGCAGAAGGGACGGAGCAGACAGAGCAUUCCCGUUACAUCGACAGCAGCGUGGAUGACAGGGAGCGCGUCUCGGCCUCAGAGCAGGAAGGGAGUGUGGCAGAGGAGCCCCAACAUUUGUACAUGCUGCAGGACGCACCAUAUGCAGAUGAGGGUGCUGUUCGCCACUCACUGGCUGACACAGUGGGUUCGCAGCUCGCUGAUCAAAUGGACUGCAGUGACAGUUUGCCUGGACCAUUCAUAAGUAGCAGCGGGAACUAUUCUACCCAACCAGAGCCUGAGGUGGUGGAGUCUGGGGUGGUGGCUGAACCAGAGCACAGAACCCCAGAUAUGGCAGAGCUGGAGGAAAUGAUGGAGGUGGUGAUUGUACAGCAGUUUAAGUGUAAGAUGUGCCCAUAUAAAAGUGUCUCCAAGGAUACGCUCAUCAACCACAUGAGGGACAGACAUUUUAAACCACCAGGUGCUCCACCCCCCAAAAAACGUGGCCGGGGUCGUCCACGAAAAUCUGAAACUAAAGAGCGACCCGUUUCUGAGGUCAAGAAGGAAGAGCCACCUGAAGAAGAUGAUGAUGACAUCAUUGAUGCAGGUGCCAUUGAUGAUCUUGAAGGCGACAGUGAUUAUAAGCCAGCUGAUGAAGAGGCUAGGCCCAGAUCAGCUGCCAGUCAUAGCACACCUCCUCCUCCUCCGUGUUCUUCCUCAUCUUUCACUACCUUGCGUAAACGGCCCAGAAGAAUGGUGGGCCCACCCCGCAAAUUCCUUUUCUCCCAAAGUUACUCAGAAGCACCAGCAUUGUCUCAGACGAACUAUCCAGGUGACCCUCAAGCUCCUGAAGAGGCAAGCUCCUCUGGAUUGGAGAGCAGAACUUCCACAUUAUCCAAUGGGAGUACAGCGGAGCCAGGCAUCAGCCAAUCAGAUUCAGAGAACAAAGAUCCCUCAUCAAACACUGGCCCUGAUGACGUAGAGUUUUUGCCAAGGAAAAGAGGACGGCCUUCCAAACGCUUCCUUCAGAAGAAGUACAAAAAGUACAUGAAUCGCAAUAAGUACUACAGAUCCCUGAAGCCUCUACUAAGGCCUCAUAAUUGCUGGAUCUGUGGCUCCCGUUUUCUUUCGCAAGAAGAUCUCCGUUUCCAUGUGGAUUCUCAUGAAGGAAAUGACCCUGAACGCUUCAAGUGUCUGCAGUGUAGCUACCGCUGUAAACGUUGGUCCUCACUCAAAGAGCACAUGUUCAAUCAUGAAGGUACGAAACCUUAUAAGUGUGAGUCAUGUGAUUACUCCAGUGUUUAUAAGAAAGACGUCAUCCGGCAUUCGGCUGUCCACAACAAAAGCAAGAGUCGGAAGACAGAUAUGUCCUACGUUAAUCCUUCACAGGUUCCCAAAGUGUCAGAGUUUCCGUGUCCCAUCUGCCACCGUGUGUACCCCAUGCAGAAACGCCUCACGCAGCACAUGAAGACACACAGCACGGAGAAGCCUCACAUGUGUGACAAGUGUGGGAAAUCCUUCAAGAAACGCUACACUUUCAAAAUGCAUCUUCUCACACACAUACAAAACUGCGGCAACAGCUUGUUUAAGUGUGAGUUCUGUGAAAUAACCUGCAAUGACAAGAAAAACUUGCUCAAUCAUCAGCUAUCCCACACCAAUGACAAACCUUUCAAAUGUGAAGAUUGCAAAUAUUCUACGAGUAAAGAGGAUUUCCUGGUGUCCCACAUUGCCAUUAAACAUACGGGUGAAAAGCCCUUCUCCUGUGACAUGUGCCACUUCACGACCCGACACAGGAAGAACCUUCGGCUGCAUGUGCAGUGUCGUCACCCUGAGGCCUUCGAGGAGUGGAGUCAUUUGCACCCUGAGGAGCCCAUCCGUCGCCGCCAGAAACCUGUUUUCACCUCACAGCAGAUUGAAGAGCUUAGGUUGCAGCAUGAGACGCAGGGACUUCAGGGUACAAUUGUGUCAGUGGACCCCAUCACUCUCCAAACCAUGGAGUCCAUGGGGAACACCUCUAUAUCACAAGAUGCCCUGGGAAACACUACCAUCAUUUACGAGCAAGCCCAGACUGCAGACCUCUCAGCCCAGAAUGCCCUAGACCUGCUGCUGAACAUGAGUAAUGCAAGAGAACUGCAGGUGGCGGUGCUGAAAACAGAUGGUAAGACUCUGGAGAAUGGGUCUUGGCCUGGAGCUGGCUCUGGGGGUCAACCUCAAAAGAUUGUGACCUUCCAUGUGUCAGAGAACGGAGAUACUCUGGUGCAGGAGGCGUUUGAGACAGCUACAGGAACCGUGGAGCAAGAAGAGGCUACUGGUGUGUCACAGGAAGUGGCAGAGAUUGGCAUCAGUACAUACGAGGGAGAAGAUUUCAGUGUGGUGGAACAGGCUGCGGAGGAAAUUCCUGCCACUGGAACAACACACAGUUUAGAGGAGCCCUCAGCAGAGCCUCAGUUGAUGGAAGUGAGCACCGAGCCCUUGUCCAUCUCUACAUCUCUGAAAGAGAGUAAAGAGAAGUUUUACCUGAGCUCAGGUCUCACGGAUGGAGUCCUGCAGCAGGUGGAGCUGAGCAGUGAAGCUCCAGGCUCCCCUUCUCUGUGUCCAUCACCCUCUUCUCAACAGUUCAACAACAAACGCUUCUCCUGCCGGAUCUGCAUGGAAGCUUUCCAUGGCCGCUCAGACAUGGAGAACCACAAGAGGGCGCACUUAGACCCCAAAACGUUUAAAUGCCCCGACUGUGACUUCACAGCACCUUCCUGGCCAGAGGUCAAGUCUCACAUGGCCAUGCACGCUUAUUUGAGGCCUCAUAAAUGCACCAGCUGCAGUUUUGCCUCUAAGAACAAGAAAGACCUGAGACGCCACAUGAUGACACACACCAACGAGAAGCCUUUCGCUUGUCAGGUCUGCGGACAAAGGUUCAACCGUAAUGGCCAUCUGAAGUUCCAUAUGGAGAGGCUUCACACUCAGGAGGCCUCGCCCCGUAAAAGCCGCUCUGUCCCCUCUCAACAGACCAUCAUUGUUAACAGCGAUGAAGAGGCUUUAGCCACACUGCAGACGGGUCAGGCAGUGAUCAGUCCAGAGAGGUUGCAGCAGGCUUUGGGUCAGGAGCACAUCAUUGUGACCCAGGAUCAGACUCUUUCUGACCAGGAGGAGGCGACAUAUAUUCAGCAGAUCACAACAGUUGAUGGACAGACGGUACAGCACUUAAUGACUGGAGAUAAUCAGGUCACUGAGGUCCAGUACAUCAUCUCCCAGGACGGAGUUCAGCACUUAAUCCCACGGGAAUAUGUGGUAGUAUCUGAUGGCAACCACAUUCAGAUGGAGGAUGGAGAGAUCGCUCACAUUCAUUAUGAACACGAUGGGACGUUUCUGCAGGAGCAGCAGAUUGAUGGACAGAUCCAGUAUGUUCCCAUCACUGCCGAGCAACAGAUUGUCACCCCUGAGGACCUGGAGGCUGCCGCCCAUUCCGCUGUCACCGCUGUUGCAGAUGCAGCCAUGGCUCAGGCGCAGACAGUUUACACAGAGGCCACACCUGAACAACUAGAACAGCUGCAGCAACAGGGCAUCCAAUAUGAUGUCAUAACAUUUACUGAGGAAUAGAAAAUAAAUACACUCUGAUUUUGAACACCAACACACACACAGAAUUUUGCGGCUCGUGGCUGCUCCAUAUGACUGCAGUGGACAUCACAGACAAUGAUGAUCAUCAAUCAGACCGAGAUGUUCCACAGACUCAAAUUAUCUUCUGCCAGAAUUGUCCAGUAAGAGGGUGAAUGUACUGUUAGAUGCACUCUACAAAUUAUACAAAUCAUGCCUUUAUAUUUAUAUAUCAUAUUUAAAAUGAUUUAUCUUUGCGCGCCUACAGUGUGUUUCCCUUGUAAAGAUAAAGAAAAAAGAAAACAGUGCAACCUGUAUAGAGAAUUCUGUAUUUAAUUCUGUGUUGCUGUGGUGUACUACCAUGGAUGCUACUUCUACUGUUCCUCUGAUUUAGACAGAAUUGGAAUUGCACAAGUGUGUAAAAAGUAUUGGACGAUUGAUAUAUCUUGUUUUCAUAUGGUUCCUAGCUGUAGCUAAAAUAAAGGUGGGUUUAUUUUCAUUUUACAUGAAACACUGUUUCGUCUUUAGCUUCUUCAGUUUUAAAAAGACUUUUACUUUGUCUAUAAAGAUGCCUGCAGAAAUUAACUUAAAGUGCAUACCAAAUAAAUCAUGUCUUCUUUAUCUGAACUUUA